Molecule: messenger RNA, 1261 nt
Organism: Ceratosolen solmsi marchali
Lineage: Eukaryota; Metazoa; Arthropoda; Insecta; Hymenoptera; Agaonidae
Gene: IFT43
Product: intraflagellar transport 43
Exons: 8
Coding region: 5-1249 (414 amino acids)
Biological process (GO): intraciliary retrograde transport
Cellular component (GO): cilium; intraciliary transport particle A
Molecular function (GO): growth factor activity
Source: RefSeq, a predicted model, not a curated record
CUUUAUGAAUUCAAUUAUAGAAUCUGAUAAAGAACGGGAAAAAAGAAAUGCUCGUGCGACCAAAGGUCAACCGGAAGAAGCACUAGAAGUGAUUACAGGAAAUCGCCCAAAGAAGUUUCGUAGGGAGAAAAAACCUCAAGCUCAGGCUGACGCCAAUCGCUCCCAGAAAAUGCAUGAAUUUGUAUCCAGACGGAAAAGCUUGGAGAACACUCUCACCUCCUUGGAUAUCUAUCAACGAGCGAUGCUACGAGAAAAAUUAAAUCUGCACAAACAAGAUAUUAUCAGACCUGAGAUAUUGCAUAAGUCUUUGAAGGUCAAAAGGGAGGCCGCGGGCGCUUCAAGCGUCACCGUCGCUGCCCCCACAGACGAGUGUAGCAAACCACAACUGGAGCCGUGCGCCAAGCACGAGCUUUACGUCAAUUUCCGGGAUAUAGGCCUGUCGACAAUCAUCGCACCCGAAGGCUACGCAGCUUACCAAUGCCGUGGCCAUUGUAAGUCGCCGCUCAGCCAAGAGCAAAAACCAACCAAUCAUGCAACUAUACAGGGAAUAAUUCACAAAAUGAAUCUGGCAUCCAGUGAAGAUGUUCAAACUCCGUGCUGUGUCCCUGUAAAUUUAUCAAGCAUUUCAAUUCUAUAUCACGAUGAAGAAAGAGACGGAGUUGUAUUAAAAAGUUAUGCAGAUAUGGCCGUUUUGAUUCCCAGAUUAGGACGACGCACUGGAAAUGGAAGUACACAAGAAGAAAAAGAUGAUAAUGAUUUACUUGAUAGUCCAGAAUCCCUGUCUUCGGGAAAAUCUUUGACUAAAAAGUCAGCACCCGUUGCACCCCCUCGAACAAGAAAGACAGGAUGGGGUGAAGAUCUCAAAAGUGCAAAACAAAAAGGCCUGUUUUCAGCAGUCGAUCAAGAACGAUUCGUGAUCGGUAGUAAAAAUUCAAAAGAAGAUGAUAUUCCUGUAAUACCAGAUUUAGAUGACAUUAUUGAAGAUACUAGUGCAAUAGAUAUUUCUAGUACUCCUGCGGUUGGAGCUAGUCGAGCAGCAGCAGCGUAUAAAGAACUCAAUACAGAUCUUUUGAAAAAUAAACUGUUUUCAAAAUAUGACGAUGUGGAUUUGAGUAUUCUCACAGAAAAACUUUAUCCUGAACAUCUUGUCCAAGAACCUGAUGAAGUUUGGACUUGGGAUUCUUUAUUUGCUCAAGUAGCCUCAGAAAUUAAUAGUGAAUCGCAAUCAAAAGUUAAAGAAAAACAAUAAUUAAAUUAUUUA